Messenger RNA from Letharia lupina, 3237 nucleotides. RefSeq lists its product as uncharacterized. Gene Ontology annotation, molecular function: protein binding; RNA binding. Bases 1 to 3237 code for a protein of 1078 amino acids. The record is from RefSeq and is a predicted model, not a curated record. The transcript is spliced from 7 exons. NCBI's taxonomy places the organism in Eukaryota, Fungi, Ascomycota, Lecanoromycetes, Lecanorales, Parmeliaceae.
AUGCCCCCGAAAAAGGACGUCCCUGGCUGGAACCCUGUGUCCGGCGAUGAGAAAGCCAAAGGGGCAAAGAGGAGUAGGCGUAAGGGAAAGAGCGGCACCAACUACGAGAAUACUGAAGCAGGCCCAACAUCGACCGGGACUAGCCAGACUCCGGCACCGAUUGGUGCUCGGUAUACUACACAAACUCCAGACCAGCCUGCCCAGGCAACUCCGUCUUCGACUCAGCCAACUCAGCCUUUGACACAGACAGGUUCUGGUCAAGCUGGUCAAGCUUCAGGUCAGCCUGCUCAAGCAGCCGUGUCGACUAAGCCAACCAAAACACCUGGCCCAAAUGCUUCGGCUAGUAAUGAUAGGAAUACGGGCGAAUCUUUUGCUGGGCUCGCUGCAGCCCAAAUGGAUCCAACUGGCGGACUACCAAACCGAAGUUUGGCUGGCUUGAACAAUACAAAGCCAGGCUCUUCGACUGUCGCUCAACUACAAGAGACUUUGCCUGGUGCGGAAGGCUCCGAGAAGAAACAAUCGAUCAGCGAUCCAACCAAUGCGGAUUCAGGAGCCGAAUCGCCUGAGAGAACCCAUCCACAGCUUCAACCACGACCAGGCGGCACCGGAACUAAAGGAAACCCCGUCACUCUUUCCACAAACCACUUCAAACUGGCUAUUAGGCCGGGUCUAAAGCUGUAUCGCUACAGCAUCACAGUCUCGCCCGAGGCGAAAGGAAAGAAGCUAACCCAGAUGAUCAAAGAGGCACUGAGUCUUCCGGAAUUCGACCUUCUGAGACCUGUAAUCUUCUCAGACUUUUCGGCCUUCCUGUUAUCACCCCAAAUGCUCCCUGGUGAUUUGAUGAAGGUCUCUGUACCUUACAAGAAGGGGGACGGCGCUAAAGACCCAAAUGAUGCAAAAUCUUCCAACGACAACGAAAUUUCAAGUGGCGCUGAAGAUUCAAGUGACCCUAGGAAGUACUACGUUAGAUUCGAAUUCAUCAGGAUGGUCGACUUCAUCAAUGCUACAAACGCCCAAGAUGGCUCAGCAAACCAGGGAAAUCUACCAAUAGCGCAGGAUCUCGAUAUCGUUCUUGGUCAUUACCGAAAAUUAUCGCCGGACAUUGCCAUGAUCGGUAAGCGGAAAGCAUUUCCAUUGCGAGUUCCAAACGUGGAGCCAAUUUUCCUUUCAGAAGGCCAGCGUGAGGAGAGAGCUUUGCUAGCCGCUCUUCGAGGGUUUUUUUCCAGUGUCCGCCUUGGGACAGCCGGAAUCUUAGUCAACGUCAACAUCCUCAGGACGAUUUCAGGAUAUGCAUCUCCUGGACAAGGUAACGGCUAUGAGGCCCAUCCGCCAAGGGUGUCAACGUUCGGAGCUGGACCCCGGAAUGUAGAGUUCUUCGAAUACAUAUCCACCAAGCCGGCCAUGGGACUGAAAGACAAAGAAAAGGCCAAGGAUGGCCGUCUGACCGCUCACAAUCUUAGUCAAUGCGGCUGCGAUGGCUCCUACAUUAGCGUCUACGAUUACUUCAAAAGGAAAUACCCGUCGCAUCAGGUCUCUGAGACUAUGCCCGUUGUCAAUGUUGGGAAUGCACAACAUCCAGCAUACCUACCGCUCAGCGCCUGCCUUGUGAUUGCCCAACCAUCAAAAUUGACGCUCAGCUCAGACGAAACGGCUAUCAUGCAAAGAUUUGCCGUACGCGUUCCUUGUCACAAUGCAGACUCCAUCAGCAACCGCGGAUUCUCGACGCUUGGUCUGACAAAUAACCCAAAGCUGGCAAGACUUGGCAUAGCCAUUGACCCUAAAAGAGUGGUACUCCAGGGUCGUGUCUUGCCACAACCGACCGUAAUGUUCCACGACAAGUAUGGAAAGGACAAAUUUGGAGAAUAUGGUGGAAGUUCUCGAUGGAACCUGGGAGGUAUGAAGUUCAGGAGCUCAAAGAAGUUGGGAAGUUGGGCCUGUCUGAAUAUUCACUACGGCCAACGACCUGAGCAAAAGCACGACACUUUCGUGCAGAACUUCGUGAAAGUUCUCAAUGACUGUGGUGUUGAAGCAUCAGGACCACACACGACUCACCUAAGCGCAAGCCAACUCAACCAAUUGGUCAGCAUUUUUCAUAAUUAUCAGUCCUCCAAGCCUGCCAUCCGCCUCCUGCUUGUUGUACUACCCAACAAAGACUCGCAGCUUUACAACCAGGUCAAGCGACUUGGAGACCUCAAACAUGGCAUCCAAACAAUUUGCGUCGUGGGUUUAAAAAAUAAAUUCUACAACACCGCGACGAACGACCGUGGAGAGCUCAGAUCGACGCAAUACUACGCGAACGUCGCGCUUAAGGUGAACAUCAAAAAUGACGGAAUUAACCAGGUGCUCAAAAAUGACCAAUUAGGCUUCAUCAGCGAAGGUGAAACAAUGGUUGUUGGCAUAGAUGUGACCCAUCCGUCUCCCGGAUCUGGACCCGUUGCGCCAAGUGUAGCCGCCAUGGUCGCUAGCUCUGAUAAACACCUAGCUCAAUGGCCAGCUGAGAUUCGCAUCAACCCAGCCCGUCAAGAACAAGUCGAAAUGCUUCGCCCGAUGCUUCGAUCACAUUUAAUAUAUUGGAAAGAGAAGCAUGGAUCAUUUCCAGAAAAACUUCUGAUAUACCGCGACGGAGUUUCCGAAGGCCAGUAUCAGAUGGUGCUUGACGAAGAGUUGCCGCAGCUCCGAGCGGCUUGUGAAUUAGCCUACGGAGACCAGAGACCUCCACGUAUAACCCUCAUCAUUGUCGGCAAACGUCACCAUACUCGGUUCUACCGCUCAAAAAUCACAGGUGAAAUUAUCAGAACCAAUGAGGGAAAAGACGGCAACCCACCUUUUGGAACUGUCGUCGAUACGGCAAUCGUGGAUCAAGUGCGAGAUUGGGAUUUCUACCUACAGUCACACACCGCUCUUCACGGGACCGCACGUCCAGCACACUACUUCGUCCUCUUGGACGAGAUUUUCAAAAACCACACCCCGGAGAUGCUGCAAAAAAACAAAUGCAAUAACGCUUCUGAUCUUCUCUACAGCAUAACGCACAACAUGUGCUACCUGUUCUGCCGAGCCACAACGUCAGUCAGCAUCCCUCCACCCGUUUACUACGCGGACAUUGCGUGUGAGAGGGGUAGGCGCUGGAACAGCAGAGUCUUCGAUUCAUCGCAAAGCGAGGGGAGUGGUGGGAAUGAGUUGGUGAAUGAUGACGUGAAGGUCCAUAAAUGGUUGACAAAAACGAUGUUUUACAUCUAA